Molecule: messenger RNA, 3459 nt
Organism: Physcomitrium patens
Lineage: Eukaryota; Viridiplantae; Streptophyta; Bryopsida; Funariales; Funariaceae
Source: RefSeq, a predicted model, not a curated record
CCAGGGAGUUGACUUGCACAACGCCGAGCUAGCGAUACCCAUGUCUGACAUUGUGCAGUAAUGCCUCUCAUGGGGUUCAUGAUCGGAAGAUCCAUGCAUUAAAUUCUCUCCGACAGUCUUGCAUCUUCAAACGCGCUGCUGCUGCUCAACGUGAAAAUUCCCUCAACACUUCUUCUUUUGAUGUCGCCAUGUCCCACCAGAGCGAUGGCGUAAAUUCCCAGUGCAGUGCCGUAUGAUUAGUUUUUUUUCAAGGUUUAUUUUGUCGGGCUACCGGAUCGGUGUCUGGAUGUCCGGUGUCAAGCAGGGUUAAGUUUCUCAACAGACAGCCCCACAAAUUGGUCGUGGCAGGAUCAGAGAUAUCUUGCAAGCCAGCAGCUCCACGACUGAGUUUCACCCGCAUUUGUUGCUCCUGGGAACGAUACGGGGUGCUUUUGUGUGCCUAGCUCUCAUGGCGUAGGCCAUGAUCAUGAUUCCUACGAUUAUUGUUCUCCUACGAGAGUCCUUUUUUGGACGACAACGUGCAGGGCUCCCACAUCCGGAGCUUUUUUUAGCAAUAUAGGUGGAGGAUGAUAAUUGCCCGCUGAGUCUUGAAUGAAGCAUUAGCUGGGAGGUAGGCUUAGGCAAUGAAUAACGUAGCUGAAUUUGGAGCGGGAGGAACAGAGGACGGGGCAGCAGUGUGUUUCUCAAGGUAGGAUGCCGAUGAUGGUGGACUGGCAAACUCUUGAGGGUAUCAUGCUUGCAGGAUGUUGCAGGUAGGAGAAUGCGCUGCAAGGGGGAACAGAAGUGGUGGAAGUGGGUUUGUUGGAGAAUCGAGGUUUUGGGCGUUGUUUUGGCGAGAGGAAGAUGGGCUAGGAUCCUGGGUUGAGAGGUUUGAGAAUGAGUCGAGGAUUCUAGGUUUGAUUACCGAUUUUGGGGGUAAGAUGUGGAGGGGUCUAUGUCGCAAGACGCUGGUGUGAUGGGUGAAGUGAUGAGGGACAAUAUGGACGCUGGGGGGGUUGUGGACUGGGCUAACGAACCACCCGCAAAGCCCACAUGGGAGCAAAUCGUUGCAAUGCAGAAGGAGAGCGCGGCGUUGCGGGCGCAAGCUGCAGCUGUGCUGCCCUCACUGACUGUGGGCGCCACUCCUCGAGCUCGCCGGGCGCCUUCUCGGACCGAGUACCCGCUUUUUGUUCCGGUUUAUGAUCGGUCGUGGCGCGUGCUUCCUGUUCUUGGGUAUUUUUUUUGGUCGAGCGGUGUGUCAACGACCCCCGCUGACGUGCGCUGCAAGCAGAGUUAUAUGGACGCGCCACUGCAUUCUGGAAACCUUCAGGAUCAGAUUCAGGAUCACCCGACCGAAGUAGACACUUUUAGAAGAAGGACUUUAGAGCAUCGUCGUUAUGGAAGCGGCUCUGAACAAGAGAUUGCGCCUGUUGCGGAAUCUGGUUAUUCAGCGAAUCAGCCACAAUCUUCCGCAGCCGCUCAACGUCACGCUUACCACAGCAACAGAAGAAGCCACAGUCUCAGCUUUGGAUUAAGUCCAGAAAUUUCUCAAUUGACUGGAGUCACCCCAAAGUCUGCCAUGUCGGGGAAGAGUGAUGGCACCAACCUGCCAGUCACCCCUGGUGCACUACCUAGAGGUGUAUUCAUGCAGGAUAACCAUUUACCGAAGAAGAAGACCUCCAAUAUUGCAGACUCAAGUAGCAAACUGGAGCUCCGUGCCACUGCGCAGGCGCGAGACAUUGGGAAUGGAGGAAGAGCGCACCUUGUAGAUAUAGCAAGAGGAAAUCACAUGGAUACUACAGCUCCUUUACAAGGCUCCUCUUGGAAAGGAUGCUCCGAAACGUUAUCUACGAUAGCUCCAUUUGCCGAUAACGUGUCUGCCGCAGGCUCCGGCUUGGAUGCGCAGUCACCCCAGGUGUGUAGCAUGCCGGAUGUAGAACAAUCCGCGGAGAAACCAAGAGUACAACAGUCAGGGCUGUUUGGCUUUCUAUUCUGGGGCAGAAAAGCGUCCAACGCGUGGUCUGAUAGGAAGAAGACUGUUUGGGAGAAAGACUCCAACAAAGACUUGGAGAGGUUGAUAAAGAGUCUUCAGAGUCAACUGGAGCAGAGUGAGAAGCUAAGAGUAUGUGAAGUCAGACAACUAGAAGCGGCGUUGAAAAUUACGAAAGAAAAGUUUGAGCACUUACAAGUGCACUGUAGAGAUUUGGAGCUACAGUUGAGGGAGCAGGCUAAAAACGCGCGACCAAGUGGGUAUGAUUUUGAUAUUGGCGAAGAUGAUAGUAGCAGCUUGGGGAGUGGCUAUGGCAGGCCGUCUAGACAAUGGACUGCUCCUCACCCUAGUCUCACACCUGAACUCUUUGAUAGAAUUUACGACGAUGCUGUCGGGAGCAUGCGAAAACUAAGCAGAUCUAUCUGUCAUUACAUACGCGAAUUGGGUGAAUCAGCGUCACAAGUGAUUACAGCAGUUCUGGAGAAUCAUUCAAUAGCCAAAGGUCGCUUGCGGAAAACUCAGAAGAUUCUUUAUUUUGAAUCUUUCUUGAACCAAAUCAUGUUCGAAAAUUUUGAGAAUGUGAACUUCGAGUCCAGUGGAGGUGCUCCUGUUCUGGAUCCUAAAGCUCUUCAGCACUUGAGCUUUCGGGCUUUCCAAGAGCUUCAAACGGUAACUUGGGUAGACAUAGAGCAGACGUUGGAUGAACAAGGGGUUGUUGUAAACCACAGCUUCCACCAGUUUUUUGUGGUGAGGAUGGAGGUUGUGCUGCAUCAACUAGGAGAUUUCGGUGAGUCAAAUGUGCCCGGGUUUGUCAUAUCUGCUUUCUUUGAUGCAAUUAAAGCUGUAUGGCUUUUGCAUCACCUGGCCUUUUCCUUUCGGCCCGCUGCAACUAUUCUUCGCGUCUGCCAGGGGGCAAAAUUUGAGCCAGAGUACAUGGAGCAGGUUCAUGACUCUGACAGGGAAACAAGGGCGAAGUCCGUGUUUCUAAUGAUCAACCCGGGCUUUAUUAUUGAUGAUUGGGUGGUGAAGUGCAGAGUUUACUGUAGUAGUAAAUGAUGUACUUGGAUUAUCAGUGUGCAAUAAGCUUCACACAAUUGAGUGGUGAGUAGAUUGGUGAGUAGAUUCAUGUGCCACUUAUUGAUUAUUUAAAGUGUAAAUUGAAGGCCAUUUUAGAGUGCCUUUCCAUUUGUAACAUGAUCAGGAGGGUUUAGUCUGCACAUCGUGUUCCGUGUAAAUACGUACACAUACGGGCCCGUUCUCGAGGGUUAUCUGCCUGCUAGUACCACAAUUGUUUCACUUUUGUGGUGGCUAGUGGAAUUAGUAGACUUGCCGUCCAGGUUUGAACACGUUGAUUAUAGGCGCUGUGUAUUUUGGACUGUUUAUUCCUCCUAUAAUAAUGCAGAAACAGAUGACAGGUGUUACUUAGGAGGCAUUUCUUAUGAACUUACUCUUCUGAUGAAUUAAUUUACAGCUGUGUUUUUUGAUAUCUA